Kickxella alabastrina is the source of this 2881-nucleotide messenger RNA. RefSeq lists its product as uncharacterized. Bases 83 to 2857 code for a protein of 924 amino acids. Gene Ontology annotation, biological process: protein phosphorylation. The record is from RefSeq and is a predicted model, not a curated record. The transcript is spliced from 2 exons. NCBI's taxonomy places the organism in Eukaryota, Fungi, Kickxellomycota, Kickxellomycetes, Kickxellales, Kickxellaceae. Gene Ontology annotation, molecular function: protein kinase activity.
AUUCUUUUGAUAUAUUUUCAAUAGUUACACGCUUCGCAAACCAGAAUCACCUUCUUGUUUAAUUCACACUUAUAUUCUAAACAUGCCGACAAAGAGAGUCCGUCAAAACGACUGUGCGCAGCCAGUUACCGCAAAGCGGCAGAGGCGACAGAUGAACGCUUCUCAGCCAACAAACACAAAGAGAAAGGCUGCCGCGGUCUCCAAGCAGGCACCGUCAGGCAAGAGAGCAAGGAAAAACGCGGAUACUGCUGCUAACGCCGCGCAGCCGCAAAACAACAGAAAACACGUGUACAAGAAGAAAGCAGCCCCACGCCAGAAAAAAGCCCAGCUUGUGCCUAUUACGCCGUCCGAUAGCAGCAACACAAAAGAAGGCAAUCCAGCUGGUGACAAGCAGGCCGACACAGCACCCGGCUCUUGUCUCAGCAGCGCCCACGUUGAUGCCAAGCCCAGCUCGUCGGAAAGACAAAAGAUGCUUGAGCGUAUGGAGCCGGCUAUGCGCGAGUUAAAGCGACACCUCAGCGGACCACAUCCCAGCGUCGUCAAACUGGCAGCACCAGUGGCUGCGGAAUACAAGCAGAGGGCGGCCACGGUUGCUGAUAUUGUUUACCGGGCCAUGGGGCAGCUUUCAUCUGGCUCCAAGCACACGCCGGCUGGCGACCUGGCUAUUAUAGAAGAGCUCAUCAACGCCGACUCGGUCUGGCCCGUUCGGCUAGCUCGCUCGAACUACGCCGCCAUUGAUUAUUUGGCGAGCAGGCUCAGGCAGGACUACGAUGCGCUUUCCAGGUGGACAGGCGCACACACAUCUGGCGACCACAGCAGCAGCAUUGGCGACGUAAGCAAGGGUGCCGAGUCAUUUACCUCGUUCGUAUCUCGUAUUAUUCAGGGGCUGCAUCAGCAUGCCAAGGGAGGGCAAGGACGCCCCGAGCCACGCCGGGUGCUCAUUCCGUCCAUUGCGCCAGUCAGCACUACAGAUACUAGAGAAGAGUGCACCCGCCAGACCACUGUUCGGAUUGGCUUGGGAAUCGACUCUACGCUGGCCACUGUCGCUACGACCGACAGCUCCGAGGCAACGUUGGACGGCAAUGUAGACGCAAUCGACAACAACGACGAGUGGUACGCCGGUCUGUUUGCCGCCAUCGAGGUCGGGCAAGGCUUGUCGUCGGGUGACGUGGACGAUGCCGCGUUGCAGCUGUCUAAGCACUGUCGCCGCAUUUAUCGCGCGCAGCCCAACCGGCGCUUUGUGUGGGGCCUGACUAUUUGCGGCAGCUCUGUCCGGGCAUACUUGUUUGGAUGCAACUUUGUUCUGGUCUCUGAAGCCAUGGACAUUUGCACCGAGGCGGGCCGCGGCGAGGUCAUCAAGCUGUUUGUUAAUUUGUCCUUUAGCGAGGACCACCGGCUGGGUUUCGACCCAAGCAUUAAGCACUUGCAUGACCUCGACUGUUGGGAGAUUACGGUUCCCAGAACAGUUGCCACGGACAGCACUGAUGGCACGGACAACAGCGGUGGCAAUGCCAGUUCUUAUGGAUCUAUUGGAUCUACUGAACGCACAUUCUACAGUAGCCACAUAUUAACUGAGGCUAGUCAUUUGUUUGGGCGGCUCACGCGGUGCUUUUUAGCAACGGAUAAGAAGCCAACCAGAGACAGUCGCAUCAGAAGCAAGGACUGCACCGUUUUUAUCAAGGACGCUUGGACCGAGGUGGCUGAUGGAAGUGGUAUCAAUGACGUGCGCGACGAGGUUGCCCAUUUGCGCAAGAUCACCCGGAUACUCGAGUGCUAUCCAGAGCUUGCGGGCACAUAUCCAGUCCUCGAAGCCGGCGGUCGCAUUAAAUUCCAGAGUUGCAGCAGCAAUACAUGUACUGAGGACACGACGCGCAGCAUUCUUGGGGACCUAUUUGACAAUGUCACAGUCGGCGAGAAGAUUCGGAAGCUGCCAUUUUGUGCACACAAGCGCAUUGCCACGUCGCCGAUUGGCAUGCCACUUGAUAAGCUCCAGUCUGUCCCUGAGCUGAUCAUCGCUGUUGCUGAUGCUAUGCGCGCUCACCACGCCAUUGCCGAGCACUGUAAUAUAUUGCACCGUGAUAUCUCAGCAGGCAACUUUCUUUUCCAGCGUAUGGUGGAUGGCACCGUCAAGGGCAUGUUGAUUGAUUUUGACCAUGCAAUCGACUGCGAGAAUCUGGACAUGAUGCCACAAAACGAGCAUAUCGGCACACUGAAUUUCAUGAGCGUGAACAACCUCGAGGGCAACAACAACAGGCGUACCGAGCUUGACGACUGGGAGGCACUGAUUUAUGUCUUGGUGUGGCUCGGGACAUUUGGGCUCAAUGGCACGCCUAAACAUGACAGUGACGCAGAUGAGCACAGAAGGAUUGCAGCUGCUAAAAUCAAGUAUUGGGUUGACGGCACAACAUUGAAGGACAUUGCCAGCUACAAGCGCGACAAUUUGGACAGCAGUUUCAUGUUUAAAUCUAUCCUCAACCAGUUUGAUAUUAGGGUGGAUUAUAUCAAUGUUCUUGCAGGGUUGUUGAGCAUGAUGCGCAAUAUUCUAAUCGACAAUGCGGGAUGCAGUGAGAAUGGCAGGGGUGCAAAUAUGAAACAGCCUUUUAACCAUGGCAACUGUGAAUCAUCCGCCUCAAAAGUCACGCCCAGUUCACUUUCUUCGUCAUCCAUAUUUGCACUGUUGGCUGAAUGGCAAGAAGCUAUGGACACUCCAAUGAUUGAUCCGUUUAAGGUGCGUGCUGACAUGGCACCAACUAUUGCCAAAGAGCUGUUGGCCAUGUUGGAGGAUGCUGCUGAGUGUUGCCGAGAAUUAUUGAACAAGACAGGAACUGAGAGCAGCGAGCCAAACGCGAUGAACUAGCUAAUUUGUUUAUUUUUAGGGAGG